UGUGAAACACAAGUUUUGUAAUCGACAAAGUCGACCAGGUUUGCCUGUGAGAGAAAUGUUCAAAAAGAAAAAGAAUAAAACCAAAGAUGACAUUUUGAAUGUGCACAACGGUCAUCAAAAAAGCCAUUCCCCAAGGAUUUUGUCAAAUUCUUCGACCGUUUUAGAUGACGAGAAUGGCAAUGACAGUGUAGAUGGAUUCGACCCCGAAGGGUUUGUUGACCUCAAUCCUGAAGAGCAUCAACCAAAGUUACUGGGGCCUAAACAAAGCUGCCAGGUAUUUGGAAUCUUCUUUUUUUUUACUGUAGUCACUAAAUUCAACUUUCCUUUCAUCACUGUUUUUAAAACAAAAUGGGUUCUAAAACUGACAAGUCGGUUUAACACCUAUCAUAUUCCGUCUUCCUCAUCAAUAAAUAUCAAAGUAAUAUUGUCAAAAAUUGUUUCGUUGUUAAGUCGCCCAGUCGAUGGUUGUCUUUUGCAUGUUUUUACACGCUGAUCUUACGAACUCGUCACAAGAGCAGAGCCAACAAGUGGUUAUUCAAUAUUUGUGAAGAUCAACAUAUAAUCACACGCUUGAAUCAUCCAUUCACCUAAGUGGUCUUUAAAAAAGCAUUGAAUUCUUACAUGACCAAUAUAAAAAACUACUUAAGUGAAUGCAAAUUUUUUGGCAACGUUUUGUGUUUUGUUGAUGGUGAAUGUUAAUGAAAGAGUGAAACUACUUGAUUUCCUUUGAUGCCUACAAAAAACUAUACAACUACAAACACAAUGCAAUUUCCUUUGAUACAUGUUCCAACUAUUAGUAAAAACUAUACAACUACAUACGAGUGAAACACAAUGCAAUGAUACAUGAUUACAGACCGAAUUGACGACACGAAGUUCUGUUACCAAUUAAUCAUAACCUGAAACUAUUUUUUGUCAAAACACAAGAAAUUAGAAAUGUCCAGCUUGUAAUUAAUACUACUGUCCUAUUAAACUGUCCAAUAAGGCUGAAAAUCACAGUUUUGUUAUAGGACUAGGACUGAGUGGAGUCCAAUUCGGUCUGUAAUCAUAUGAGUCAUGAGCAAAAUUGGUAGACCGCGUAGCGGGAGUCCAAUUUGUUUAAUCACGAGUAUGAUUGCAGACCAAUUUGACGAAACAAAGUUCUUUUACCAAUUAAUCAUAACUAUAACAAAAUUUCUGUUAUUUUAGGCUUUUUUAAAGUUAAAACACAAGAAAUUCUGAGAGGUUUUUUUUUUGCUAGCACUGAAAAUUAAAAAGCCAUUUAAGCACGCAUGUGAGAUGGUGUGUUCAGUCUAAUUACAACCAUGAUGCAUACUGUCCUAUGAUACUGUCCUAUUAGUGCUGAAAUCAGGACAGUUGAUAGCCAAUCGGAUUUGAAAAUUUUGUUUUGCUUUGUUUUGUAGUUUUUCAGUAGUCUUACUAAUGACGGAUAUCAGAUGAGUUUUUUUGUGCGUGAUAUCCAGCAAAGUGAUAGGUCUCAUUUAAAGUCACAGGCUAAAGCUAACAAUAUGUACAGAAGACCUCGCUGAAAAUUCUGUGUAGAAACUUGCGCUCCAUUUCACUACAGCUACCUUUCUUGGUUCCCGAACAGCUUUCCCAGGCCUAAACUUUCAUUUUUCAUUUCAAUGGUGUAAUUAAGACAAAAGCAUCCAAAUUGCAUUGGCCACAUGACAAGAAUUUUUGAGGCCUAGGCAAAGUACAUGUACACCAUUUCUGCAUUUUGUCUUAAAGCAAUUCUCUGAGACAUUGUCUGUUAUAGGUCAAAAUAAAAUUAAGGUUAAAAUGGUUUAUCCUUGGUUGAUUCUUUAUGAUUACUAGGGCUAGAAAACAGAGGAAAUUAAAAUUAUUGGAAAUCAAUCUAAUCAACUGUCUGAUGAGCCAAACAAAUGUGUACAAAACAGGCUAAAUUUUUACUAAAUUCAUUUACUGGUUUUACUAAUAUAAACUGACUCUUUUUGAAUUUCCUGUCUAAGAAAAUGAGCCUAAACUCCUAAAAUCAUGUUUUCCCAAAAAACUGGGUUCAACGUGACCAAAACCUGUUAUAUGUUCCUGUAACUAUUGUAAGUUGAAUGACAUUUUAAUUUUCUUUUUAUUCAAGUAUAUAGGAACAUUUGCUGUCACCCUUAGUGGUUCAUUUAAAGAUGGUGAGACAACCUUAACUACACAUAAGGAGAGAACAAGAUUUGUGAAAAAGAAACUCAGAGAAUAUAGGGUAAGUUUUGAUGUUCACUUGUCAGGCUCGGCAUUCAAAUUCUAGUCCAACCAAUUCAGGUUUCACGAUACUUUCAUUGUGUAAACCUUUUGGUAAGUUUAAAACUUGCUAGAAGUACCCAGUUAUGCUAAUAUCAGACUGGAUAAUUUUACAGCCAGUGCUUCCUGUUUACUAAGUUCUUCAUGUUUACAGUGUUUUUGGAUGGGUAUUCAUUUAACUUGCCUGUUCUUUCAGUCUGUAAAAUUAUUGCUUUGAAUCUUUAAAAGUUUGUAAUUCCAAAACAAUGUUUGGAGUGAAAUUUGUUGUUUCGCAUUAUUAAACAAAAGGGCUUUUGCUUUUUGUGUUGAAACUGACUCGACCACUGAUUCAACCUAAACCACCUAAAACUUGUUAAUUAAUAAGUUGUGUUAACCUUUGCGUUGAAUCCUUGGGCUCUCCACUAAAAGGCGCAUGCCUAACAUUUCAUUGUAUGUGUGAGCAACCAGGAACCUCCCUCUAACAGACAGUUCCUGCUGUUUAAUAAAUUUAUUUAUUAACUUCCUUGGUUCUAUAUUUGUAAAUUUAUUAGAUACUGGUAAUGACUACUUGUUUAACUGUCAGUGAUGUUUAUUCUCCAGGAUGCAAAGAAAGGUGUUGGUGUUUUUCUACUAAUUUCCAGUGAUGGAAUCAAAGUCAUUUCUGCUGAUGGACAGGUAAAAUACUGGGCCGAGUUGUUCAAAGCUGGGUUAAGAUAACCCAGGGUUAGUACAAGAUUUGAAGUUAGAUUUGAAAGCUUAAAAUGCAUUUCAGUUUUAAUUUUUUUUAUGUCUACAAGUUAAUGGUUGGAAGCUCUAAAAAAUAGCAGAGAAAAUUAUUCGAGAAAAUGCUUUUGAACACAAGAAAAACAAACAUGGGUAAAAUCAGAAACCCAUGAGGGGUUGAAACGUGUAACUCUCAUAUGUUUGCUUUGUCCGAUGCUCGUGAUUAUUCAUUUUCAAAAGUACCAUAUUUGGAACGAGAAGAAGAGAUGACUGACCAAUCAAACUUCGUAAACAACGUGACAUAAUUUCACUUCAGGUCAGUUCCCGCGCCCGCUUAAAAGAAUGGCCGACAAACGGGGGAAAAACUCUCGAAAGCCGGGAAAGCUUUCAAAGGUUGAAACCAGGAAUCUUACCAAAACACUGAGCAGGAUAUUAUUGCCUUACCCCCAAGGCCAAACGUAACAUUAUGAAACCCAUUGAUGUCCUCACGAUGUCUUGAAGUUGUCACUGCAAAAAACGAUGCCUCGUUGACCCUCUGCACAGUAAACUUAUACUGCAAAUAGGCUUUUAAAAUUUUUAUAUUAAAAGUCUAGAAUGAACAGUAGAAAAUAUUUUCGAAUAAAAUUCAUUAGCUGCGUAUCGAAAAGUGUCCAAAAACUGAACCUGACAUCUUCGCAAAAAGUGAUGCGCGUAAUGAAUGUGAGUUCUAAGCAUUUAAGCUUAAAUUCAGCGUGGGUGUUGUAGUCACGAUCGUGUUUUGAGCUAAUUUUAUGAAUGAACAAACUCAAAACAAUAGACAGAGAAGCCGUUUCUUGAAAAUUUUUAUUCAAAGUCCAAAAGUUAAUCCUUUAAAGCAAUUCGGAAAACACUAUCUGGAUUGUAGAUCCGUUCACGCAAGUGAAAUCGGCUGAGCACAUGGCAAAAUUAAACACAAAAUCCAUCUCAAAUCGGGGCACAUUUUGUAAUUUUUCUUUAAAAAUUUAUAAAGCGUCUAUGAAACAUAUAAAAAUACUUAAAUUCCCUUUCAAAAACGUAAUUGUCUUGGCCAUAGAGUGCAAAAUGUACCUGAAAAUUCAGCUAAAACUUAACUGCCCUGGUUGCAUUUCAAAACAGACCAGAGAUCCGUCGUGAAGAAAACAAGGUUGAAUUCCUCGAAGGACGAUUUUUUGAUGAAAAGCUUCCCUUCCUCCACCAAAAGAAAGCUGAGCAUUCUGCUGAACUUUCUCUUUCCAUUUUUUUGUCUUUUAACGGUGUAUUUUUAAGCCUGAAAUGCAGAACUCUUGUCUUAAAACAUCUGCAUGGUGAUCGCGCGGCAGCCAUUUGUUUAAAAUGGAUAUCUGUCACCAAGGUUUCCAAAUAUGGUAAAAGUGAAUGUUCACGAGCAUUGAACGCGAGUUACACGUUUCAACCCCUUAUGAGUUUCUGGUAAAAUUUAAUCCGGGGUUAAGUGCUAAUCGGCCUUUGAACAACUGGGCCAUGGUUGGUUCUUCUAACAUAUUCCACGGGCAAUAAGUUAGUCAUGAGUCACAGCCAGCUCAGAUUUGGCAGAAGAUGCUCAACCUGGGGUGGUAGGAACUGGUAGCCUGAGUUUCAGAUGAUUACUGAGUCGUUUUUACUCCCUCUGCAAGGGAGUAAAAACGACUCCAAGUAAUCAUCUGAAAUUCAGGCUAGGGAACUGGUAGCCUGUUAAUACAGUCAUCUCUUCUCACUCUUUUCACUAGGGACAUUUUGCAGUCAGGAGUGGGGGGUGGGGGAGAGAGCUGUAUUUGUAGGCCACUUAAAUAAAAGUGAUUAGGAUGGUCUUCGUACAUUUACUUUUCAAAAGAGGGUUGGCUCUUAUCAUUUUGGCUGUUGAAUUUUCUCCAGAAGUUACCAUUGUUUAUUGUAAGAAUGAUGAUGAAAAUGAUAGUAAUCUGGAUAUGAUUUCCUCAUGGAAAGUUGUUUUAAUUUCAGCGUGUUAGAAUGGCUCAUGCAUUGCAAAGAAUUUCCUUUGCCACAUGUGAUCCCGAAUUCAGACUCUUUGCCUACAUGUCACACAAUCCUUCUCCAAUGGGGACAGCCAUUCAUUGCCAUGUGUUCAUGACAAAAUAUAUAAGACAGGUGAGAGCAUUGUAACACUUUUAUGAAAUCUUGGGAGUGAAGAUAGGGAGCAGAAAAUACAAGGAAAUUGUGGCAUAGUGGCUUUAAGAGAAAGGUGCGUGACUUGAGCAUUAAAGCAUUUACUGUAACAGGUCAUUGCAUGACAUGUAGUGUGAUACUGUAUGCUGCCUUCCAAAUUUGUUUCUUGCAUAUUUGGGCACGAGAGAACAUGACAGCGAAUGUGGUAAGUGUGUGAAGUGCGAAGCAAUCAGAAUGAAAACAGUCUUAUUAUGGCAGUAUGUUUUACAUGUGUAUUCGUUGAACCCACGGGGUGUAGCAUUACCUUCUGCAACAUGUAUUGAUCAUAUGGAGGUUAUGCUUCAGACCAGGUCAUUGCUGUAACAAAUAUUGCACUUUCGGACUGUUUUGGGGAUGAAUUUUAACUCAGUCUCCUGCACAACGUCAUAAGGAGCCCCAUAGUACAAUUCAUGACAACACUGACCCAGUCUCACUUUAACCUCAAAAUGUCCAAUAGUAGAACACUGCCUUACAAGCACUCCAUUUAUAUGACAUCCCUGUCAUUGGAACCACUUUUUUCUGCCUUGUUCAUUUGGCUAAGUUGUUGUUAUUGCAGAAUUUUUAGGGCUGUUGAGUACCCACAUUUGUUGUACUGAAAGAGUAUCAUUGCUUGCAACUUAUAAUUUACAAUAACUGUUGUCGUCGGUAUUUCAGUUUGUAUACACGGGGUGAAGGACUUUUAACCCGUUUGCUGAAGUGAAAUGUUUUAACAGAUGGAUACAUUUGCUGUAGAGUUAAAAGGUUUCCAUUUAAGUAACUUUAAAUUUAUUCUUGUAGUUCUUUCUUGGCAAAGCAUCACUUAAUGGCAUGGUAGUAGAGAUGAUUAUUAAAGUGAUGGUCUUUUCUUGUGAUGUGAUCGGUGGAUAAAUUAGAUAUCCUGUUUUGUUUUCGUUUACUUACUAGGUACAAAGUUUGACAGCUAUGAUUGGCAAGGCAUUUCAACUUGCAUUUGCAGAUUCAAAGUUUCCAAAAGGAACAGAGCUUAAGAUGGAACCAGUAUCCGAAAUGGUUUCUGAUGAAAGGGUGGUCCAGGGUAGGAGAUGGGUGAGUGUGGGGGCAUGUUUCUGCUCUUUCUAUUGACAGCAUUUGCUACUUUUUUCACUGAUCUGUAUACCUUAAGAGUGCAACUAUUAAAGGUUCCGUUUUGGGUGUUGUAAUUCAUUACUUUCAAUGUUUAUUUCAGGCAAAGCUAGAGGCUCGGCAAGGGCAUGAACAUUCACAGCACGCCAUUGUGGCUAAAAUGAAAAAGCAUCAGGAGAAGUCGCAUGGUAAAAGUCCAAGCACCUCACAAGAGCAAUCCAUGCCCUCAGCACCAUCUGUACAACCAUCAACGUCUUCUCAGGGAUCGCCGUUUGGAAGAAGACGGUCCUUUGGCAAGGCUCGUACUCCUCCUGAGGUGCGGCGAUCAGAUCUUGCACAAAGGAAUCUUGGUGGUAAUGAACAAAGGACAAAUCUAUCAGAUGAUGUGGUGACAGAUGCAGUUACUGAUGGAAGCCCGGAAAUUGUAAGAAAACGUGUGGGAACUCCCGGAGCCUCUCAAUUGCAGCCAGAAGACAGGAAAAUAAGUGCACCAGCAACCAUUUUACAAGAUUCUCAAAAAACCCCACAAGAGCAAAACGUUCAUGUUCGGCACGAGAAGGAGCGUCCUUUAUCUUCAGAAGGGCAUAUUGUUCGAGGGCGUUCCCAGACUCCCCCACCAUCAAGAAGUGACGAAAAGUCACCAUCUGUUAUUGUAACUAACCAGCAGAAUUUGAUGUCUCCAAUCGCAAAGUCCUCCUCAGACCCAAAUCUAGUGACAAAGGGAGGCAGUACACACAAAACUGUGUCCAAACGUAACAGUCAUGAGAAUGAAGACUGGUAUAUGCCUGGAAUACCAAGGUCAGUUACCUUAUGAUUUAAAUUACAGUUAAUCCAAGUUAGUCCAAAGUAAACAUAUUGCCCCAGAAUAUAGAAUGUUGUGGGUGCACUCAGCAAGCCUAAGGGUAAGACAGCCUCUAAUAGCGUGUGCACUGGAAUAUGCUCCGUGCCUAUCCCAAGAAACUUUUUUUUUGUAGUAUCUUUCCCAAUUAAGUUUUCUUCAGGUACUUGAUCUUUGCUCUUUUUAGAUCACGGCCCUCCACCAACUCUUGACAUUGUUGCAAAAUAGUAACAUUCCAGGAAAAUUCUGGCACUCACAACUGACUUUUUGAAUAACAAACUUUUAUUUGUGCAUGAAACUUUAAGUGUUGUCCACGUUUCUAAAAAGGUAUGACCGCACAGAUUUCUUCAGCGAUAGAUAAUCACGUUGGUAAUGAAACAACAUUUUUAUUAUGUGUCUCUUUUACUGGAUCCUGAUAGCCCUCGUGUUCUUUUGUCACAUCCCCUUAUUUAUAAUAAUAAAUAUUGAAAUAUUGAUCUUUUUAGGGAGUUUGUAACUGAGAUGCUAGAGAAGGCAGAGGAGGGGACAUUUUUUGUGCGUGACAGUCAAAGUCGGCCUGGUUGCUAUGCUCUGACCAUGCGCGUUCCUCAAGAAACCAGUCCCAGUGGAUUUGGAAACUUUCUGAUUGUUAAAGUCAAAGAUGGCGUCAUGAUACAGGUUAGCACAAAUCAAGUGAGUUACACACGUGUUAUUAUCUAGAGAAGCCCUCCCUCUUAUAAAGCUGUGUAAGUAAAGAAUUAGGCUCUGAGGGUCUCCUGGCCAUUCUUUUUUUGUUUGUCUGUGUUUGUGUUUGUUUUUUGUCUUUUGCGUUUUUUUUAACGCGGUAAGAUUAGCUCAGUUGGUAGAGCACUUGACUGCAGAGCGGGAGGUCGCGGGUUCGGUUCCCAGGGCUGGAUCAAUACUCAGGAUCUUAAAAUAACUAAGAAAUGAAGGUACUGCCUUUCCCUGCAAGAGGCUUAGACCUUCACUUGACUCGGAUGACCACCUUAAAUAGCGGUCCCGUGUCCAGUUGGAGACGUAAAAAAUAGUGUCCCCCGAUUAACACUCUCGUUUGUCACUCAAGAAAGUACUUUUUUUCUUCAUUUCUGGUCAAAAAUUGAAAUGUCUAACUGAUGACCGCUAUCCUAGAUGUUUAUGUCCUACUUUUAUUUCUCGUUCCAACAGGGUUUUGAUAAGGUCUUAACAGAUUUGACAUCCUUGGUUGAACAUUACUCGCAGCAUGCAGAUGGUCUUCCAUGUAAGCUGCUGCUUGGUGGUUCUAAUGUGUUGUGUGAGGAUGAAGACUACAUAAGUAUGGUUCCUAAUGACCCGGACUAUCAGAAUCUGUCAGAUUUCACUGCCAUGAUGGCUGAACUGAAUUAAACCAGAACCACCGUAUAAUGCAUAACUAUGCCAAGGUAUUGACCAAAAGAAAUUUGGUUGUAGAUACCUUACGUGAGAACGGAAAGGCAGCUCGGGAUAGUCCUUUCUUUCAUAUGCCAAAUAAUGUAACACUACUGCACUUUAGGUUUUCAUCCAAAGUCAAAACAAAAAAAAAGCACUCACGUAAAGUACUGCCCAGUAGCGUUUACUUCAACCGUGACACUAGGAUUUUAUAUGCUGGCUUAGCGUGGCCAGGCUGUUAGAUAUAAGGGACAUUGCGAAAGUAAACCCCCGCGAGUUUUUUUGCCCUCUUUUUAAUGCACGACUGCACUGCUAUCUUGGAGCCCUGAACAGGCUACCGCAGACUCAAAAGAUAGAACCACCUUGCGCAUUGUAAUAUGCCGUGAACGCCCUGUACAGCUCCGUUUGAAAGUACUGGUUAACAGCUUCGUUUCUGAUUGGCCGAGCCAGGACAUAACGAGAUCAGUCAAAGUUUUUAGAAGGUCAGGGUUUAUAAUGAUAGAACUGAACGUUGGCACUGAAGUGAUCAGAAUUCGUAUUUAUCGUCACCCGUUUGCUUUAUUUUAACAGCAAGGGGGAAAAUUAGGUAUUUAUUACAGCCCACAUCAUCUUUUCACCUUCUACUAAAGUGUUUAUUACAAAAAUAUUGAUGUUACAUGUGCAGGAUCAUUAUAUCUUUCUGGG
Molecule: messenger RNA, 9091 nt
Organism: Porites lobata
Lineage: Eukaryota; Metazoa; Cnidaria; Anthozoa; Scleractinia; Poritidae
Source: the annotation of a GenBank genome assembly